Falco peregrinus (peregrine falcon) is the source of this 882-nucleotide messenger RNA. RefSeq names its product V-set pre-B cell surrogate light chain 3 (gene VPREB3). Bases 107 to 484 code for a protein of 125 amino acids. NCBI's taxonomy places the organism in Eukaryota, Metazoa, Chordata, Aves, Falconiformes, Falconidae. The record is from RefSeq and is a predicted model, not a curated record. The transcript has 2 exons. Gene Ontology annotation, biological process: immune response; immunoglobulin production.
CUGUGUCAUUUACAUACGCCUCACUGGUGCCAGCAGCACAGCAACCUGGGUUCGCGUAGCACCACAGACUCUUUCUGAAACAGCCUCCCUUCCUCUGCUUCCUGCAAUGGCCCUGGGCUUCAUGGUCCUGCUCCUGGUGGAGCUGGCGGGGACAGCUUCCAGGGCUCAGCCCGUGCUGACCCAGCCAUCCUCUGUGUUGGUGCUGCCCGGGCAGACUGCUCGGCUGUCCUGCAUCCUGAGCCCCCAGUACAAUAUCAGUGAGUUCGGCAUCUCCUGGUACCAGCAGCGCCCAGGGCACUCCCUGAGGUAUCUGCUCUAUUACAACUCCGAGCGAGACAAGCACAAGCCUGCCAAGAUUCCUGACCGCUUCUCUGCUACCAAAGACCUCGCCAGCAAUGCCUGCAUCCUCAUCAUUGCAUCUGCUCACUAUGAAGACAAUGGCAACUAUUACUGCGCCCUGUCACAUGCCUUCAACUGGUUUUAGAAACAGGGAACAAAAGCUUUCUGCCUUUUCCCUUGCAACCCUGAUGCAAAGCCCUCAACUGGGAGAGCAGCAGCCCUAGGAGGAAUGGAAGAAGACCUUCUUGCAUCCUUAAGCAAGCCCAGCAGCGCUGUGCUGUUCCAUGAGGUGCAGCAACCUCCUCUUUGUCCCCAGACAUCCCACAUGGAGCAUCACACAGCCUGACACAGUGCAAGCCCUGGCAGGGCUCAGCCCAGGGACACACGGGCGUGGGGACAUCCUGCUGCGGUGGGAGGAUGGGUGCUCUGCCAUGGCCUGUCUUUCCUGGGCUAUUCCAGCACUUGGCACAACCCGGAGUGACCCUGGCUUAGGCUUCUGCACAGUUUAGCUCACCUGAUAAUAAAGGUUAACCCUUAACCUCA